This is a messenger RNA of Dibothriocephalus latus, 957 nucleotides long. NCBI's taxonomy places the organism in Eukaryota, Metazoa, Platyhelminthes, Cestoda, Diphyllobothriidea, Diphyllobothriidae. The record is from the annotation of a GenBank genome assembly.
AUGAGUGAUGUUGAAUUCGACGAAGGCUACUCUGGGACUUAUAUCUGCCUUUUGUGUGAAACUGUCAACAAAUCGGCGGACAAUUUAUUUGAGCAUCUACAGACCCAACAUGAUUGGAAAAUUUUGCCAGAAAUUGACAGGUUCAAAGAUCAAUAUUCUUGGAUUACAUUCGUCAAUUGGGCCCGAUCGAAGAAACCGCGAUGCUGGAGCGAAUUCUUUGACCUGUCCGAAGAUGAUAGGCAAGCAUUUCUCAAGCCAACACUGUCGGAAGACGACGUUCUAACUAUCGAUGUGGAGUCUCUGGCCAAUCGUCACGACAGUGAGAACAACGAGUUGGUUGACAUGGAGACUGCCUCUUCCAAGAAAACCUUGGAGCAAUUACGGGAAGAGAAUAUCGACCUGAUCUGUCAACUAAAUAAGUGCAGAAAACUUUUAGUCGAAACUAUUGACGGCCCAUCCUCCUUUGACUACGGUGCUGGAGAUCAUGCUGGUUCUUUCCAAAUAGACCUCAAUGGAGAUAACAGUGUUCAGUUGCACCCAUUCAUACCCCCUUAUGGUGGACUUCCGACGGCCCUACUCGCGCUCCGUGAAUCUAUCAGCCACGGUGCCUAUCGCAACUUUUUGCAGCUCAAUGCCGCUAAGUUGUUCGCAGGGAAGACCGUCCUCCAUUUGGCUGCCGGCCCGGGUCUCCUGACGAUGUAUCUGGCCAGUGCUCGACCGAAACGCAUCUUUGCGGUGGAAGCCUCAAAAGACCUGGCAAUGGCCAUUCGGCAGGUGGCUGCAUCAAACGAAGUCGAGAAGUGCGUUGAGGUCUGCGAAGGCAGGGUGAAUGAACUGCAGAAGUCAUCCUAUCGAGGCAGCGAGCUCGACAGUGCGCACCCGGACGAUUCCUUGGUCAAACUCAAUAACGAGAAGGUUAGUCUGACUGUGCUUGACGUUCCUCCUCAAGGCGUUUAG